Molecule: messenger RNA, 2494 nt
Organism: Monopterus albus (swamp eel)
Lineage: Eukaryota; Metazoa; Chordata; Actinopteri; Synbranchiformes; Synbranchidae
Product: voltage-dependent calcium channel subunit alpha-2/delta-2-like
Exons: 23
Coding region: 43-2043 (666 amino acids)
Cellular component (GO): voltage-gated calcium channel complex
Molecular function (GO): voltage-gated calcium channel activity
Source: RefSeq, a predicted model, not a curated record
CCUUUUCUUAUUUAUCCCAGUUUCUUGAAUAUUUAAUGGAAAAUGGCGAUCUGCUUGCAGUCGUACGGUAUUUUCUGCCUCUUCACUAUUCAAACUGUACUUAUCAUAUGCGUCUCCACGCCGACGGACGGGACCCACCUCUUCCCCCAGCACUACACAAUGAUUCACUGGGCUGGACGCAUCGAGAAGGAGCUGGAAAAAGUUCUGCAGCAUGUCACUGGAACUCAGCAGAUGAGAUUGAUUUAUAAUGAGAAGAAGAGCCAGUUUGAAAUCAAGAGGAACAACCCCAAGGACUUGGUGGAGCGAGUGGCACGGGACAUCUCCAAGCUGCUCAACAGUAAGAGAAAAGCCCUGGAGAAACUGGCCAGGGAGGCAGAGCAGCUUCAGAAGGAGCAUGUAUGGCAAGACGGUGUGACGGAGAAUGCCAUUUUAUACUACGAUUCCAAAGCGGAUUCAGACUAUAUGGAGGACGGAGAAGCUGAGAACCCGCUGGAUAUCUCAUCCUCUUUGGAGCUGGAGUUUAUGGACGAUCCCAAUUUUAAAAACAAGGUCAAUUACUCGUCCAGUGCAGUCCAGAUUCCUACAGACAUAUACAAAGGCUCCCCAGUCAUCUUAAAUGAAUUAAACUGGACCCAAGCCCUGGAAAGGGUCUUCAUCGAAAACCGUCGGGAGGACAGUUCUCUGCGCUGGCAGGUGUUUGGCAGUGCCACGGGAGUAACACGAUACUACCCAGCCACUCCGUGGAGGGCACCCAACAAGAUUGACCUGUACGACGUCCGCAGAAGACCAUGGUAUAUCCAAGGUGCUUCAUCUCCAAAGGACAUGGUCAUCAUUGUGGAUGUGAGUGGAAGUGUCAGUGGACUCACUCUGAAGCUCAUGAAAACCUCAGUUGUGGAGAUGCUGGACACUCUGUCAGAUGACGAUUAUGUGAAUGUGGCCAGGUUCAAUGAGAAGGCCGAUGCUGUUGUUCCAUGCUUCAGGACACUCGUCCAAGCGAACGUUCGUAACAAAAAGAUCUUCAAGGAGGCCGUCAUGCAUAUGCAGGCCAAAGGAACCACUGAUUACAAGUCUGGCUUCACAUUUGCCUUUGAGCAGCUUCUCAAUGAGAGCAGUGCCCCAAGGGCCAACUGCAAUAAGAUGAUAAUGAUGUUUACAGAUGGCGGUGAGGAUCGUGCACAGGAAAUCUUUGAGAAGUACAACUGGCCCAACAAAACGGUUCGUGUGUUCACCUUCUCUGUUGGCCAGCAUAAUUAUGAUGUCACCCCUUUGCAGUGGAUCGCUUGUGCCAACAGAGGUUACUACUUUGAAAUUCCAUCGAUUGGAGCAAUCAGAAUCAACACCCAGGAGUACCUGGAUGUCCUGGGCCGUCCUAUGGUGCUGGCUGGGCCCAGAGCCAAGCAGGUGCAGUGGACAAACGUCUACCAGGAUGCUCUGGGUUUGGGCCUUGUCAUCACUGGGACAAUGCCAGUGUUCAACCUCACUGCUGAUAGUGCAAGCUCUCAGAACCAGCUCAUUCUGGGAGUCAUGGGAGUAGACAUUGCAAUCAAUGAAAUAAAAAAGAAGACACCUACAUACAGACUUGGGGCUAAUGGUUACAUCUUUGCCAUUGAUCCAAAUGGCUAUGUACUGCUGCAUCCCAACCUGCAACCUAAGAUCAUUAACUUCAGGGAGCCUGUCACUCUGGACUUUCUGGAUGCAGAGCUGGAGGACAGCAACAAGGAGGAGAUCCGCCGACUAAUGAUUGAUGGCAAAUCAGGGCAAAGGAAAAUCAAGACACUCAUUAAGUCAGUUGAUGAGAGGUACAUCGACGAGGCCAUGCGGACGUACACAUGGACCCCUGUGGAGGGUACAGAUUACAGUCUAGGGCUGGUUCUGCCCACGUAUAGUGAAAACCACAUCAAGGCCAACCUGAGCGACCAGAUCCUUCAGGUGCAGUGGCCAUACAGCAAGGGCAAGUAUAUUCAAUAUUGGUCCACGUUCCCUACCUUUACUUCCUACUCCCUACCACUGCCUCCUCCUUCCCACCCCCUCCCCUCCUGCUGACCUCCUUCCUACUGUACCCUCACCUAUCCCAGCCUGCUUGCCUCUGUUCCUGCCCGUCUUGCCUUCAGGACCCCCUCUUCUUUCCUUUUCCCUCUUUUUUUUUUCUGCCUCCUCUUCCUUCUUUUAUCCCUCUUCCUUUUCCUCUUCACCUUCUUGCUGCAGCUCAGAUCCCACAUCUCUCACGAUGGCUCCUACAGUCGCCCAACCUCACCCUCCACCACAUAUAUUCUGCUGCUCCAGAAGCAUAAAAAAGCCUACUGCACCCAAGGAAGACAGAUAUUCAUGUUCUCUGUUAAAGCUUGUCUUUUGUCCACCACUUCUAAUCCUUCCUCUUCUGUGAAUACUGUAGCUCCAAAUGGGUUGUCUGCCUUCUUUCUGCCCCUUUCUCCCUCUCUUUCUCUCACUUUCUUCUCAUUUUCUAUUACCAUAUUUCUCUCUUUUUCUUAACUGC